Pelobates cultripes (western spadefoot toad) is the source of this 5023-nucleotide messenger RNA. Lineage: Eukaryota; Metazoa; Chordata; Amphibia; Anura; Pelobatidae. The record is from the annotation of a GenBank genome assembly.
GCAUUACCGCAGCUCUGUGUCUCAAGCCUCUCUCAUCUCUCGUCACUUCCUGAUUUCUCGCCCAGUGGUGCAUGGGAGUUGUAGUUCCUCCGGAAAUCCGGAGCGGGUGACAGGAAGGGAAGGGAGAGCAGCAGGGAGAGAGCUCAGCCAUGGUGGGUAUAUAAUGUAUCUGUAUAGAGACUGGCAGACACCUAGUGAUGAAUAGUGCAUGGAGUCAGGCUCUGGGUACACACAUCGCCUUAUUUACUAAAUGGAGAGUUAUUCACAUGGGGAGAUACUGCUAAAUAAAUAGGGAGAGAAUCCCACCCACCCAGCUACCACCCCUACCCUCCCAGCCCUAUAUAAUACACACAGACUGACCCUCACACUGGCUCCAGUUAUAUGUACACAUAAUAAUUCAGGUUUUACAUGAUGGGCCAUUAAAAUACAUCUAUUAAUACUUGCAUAUACAUUGAGUGUUUAUGUAUAAUGGUAAAGCUUGUAUUAUACUUAAAAUUUAAAAAAGGGGGGGGGGGGGCAUUAUUGUAUCACAGUAAAUUUGUAAGGAGCCCCUCCUCUAUUCUAUGGUAUGUAAAAUUGACUAGGGUACCUACCUACCUACCCCAGUUAUUCCCUAAUCGCCAAAUUGUAAUGAAUUGAAAACAGACUAGCAAAAUUCAUACUAGAAUCUUUCCAAGUAGGAGAAUUUUUUUUCAAAUGAGCUAUUUUUUUAAAAUUGUUUAUAAAUUCACUACAGCUCAUUGUUUAUCGAAUAAACCCUCUGAUCUUAGGAUAGCAUUAUUAUCCUCUAAUGCACCUUUCACUAUUACAAAUCUAUUUUACAUGAUGGUUCUAGGUUCGGGCUAGUGGGAAGGGUAGUUUAGGGACGAUGUUUAAUGUUAGAGCUGCACCGGGAUUUACAUAUUUUGGCGCUGCCUAAGAUUAGUAAGAGUAACUCCUAGGCUGCUCCAUAUAAUUUUUUGUCUUUUUUUUUUUUUUUCUCUUAGAUUCGUUUUAUCCUGAUACAGAAUCGUGCCGGUAAGACUCGCCUGGCUAAGUGGUACAUGCAAUUUGACGAUGAUGAGAAGCAGAAGCUGAUUGAAGAGGUCCAUGCGGUGGUUACGGUCAGGGAUGCCAAGCAUACCAACUUUGUGGAGGUACUAGAGCGUCACACCCCUGUUAACAUGACAAUUUACCUUGAUUACGCAGCAUCUGGACACUGCUUCACCAUAACUAUGUUUAAUGGAAUGUUAUACGUUUAAUAACACCUUUAUACCUAGACUUAUUAUAAAUAUCAUUAUACAAGAUGUAAUUUCAUAUUGUUAAAGAGACACUCUGAGCAUCAUAACCGCUUAUUGCAUAAGUCCUCCUGUCAUGGUUUUCAAGUUCACAAUUGCUUAUAAUAGCUGGCAGCCAUAAGCCUGUCUUUUUUUUUAGGUAUGACAGAGCAUCAAGCUUUUGUCAGAAUAGGGUAACCCCUACACACAGAAUUUAGGGAAACCGAAACCAAAAUGUAGUAAAAGACAGAGAGAGAUAUGUAUUCCGGACCUAACAUGAGCCCUCGAUAGGCAAAAAUUCGGAGUCAAAUAAAGCCAAGGUCAAGGACGCCAGAGAUGCUUAAAAUCCAAAUUAUCAAGCUGAGGUCAGGGAAUUACGAAAUCAGAAUAGUCAAUACGACGUCCGAUCAGAAACAGGAAAACAACCACCACUCAGUAUGCGCUUUCAGGCUAGAAUAAACUAUAACAGGGCAAUGAUCCUCAGAAAGAGGGGAGUAUAUAUAGAGACAACCAAAAUUCUACUGGACAGCAUCAUCACCCUGCACCAAUUCACACAAAGGGGUGUGACUUGUGAAGGGCAGAUGAUGUGUACCACAAUUUGUCUUUAUUUAUAUAUAUAUGUGUGUGUGUGUGUGUAUAUAUAUAAACCUACAGGGUCCUGUAAUUCCUAAGGUCUCCUGUUGGUGGCAUGAGGCUGCCACAGUGAUCUGGCGACCUCGCAAGAGUCAGGGCAUGCAGACCAUGUUUUGCACCCGAAGCAUUGGAACGCCGCGUGGCCUCCAUGUUGGAGGUGUACAGGCGCGUGGUGUAGAGUUCUCCCUGGCUGGAGUGGUGUGGGACUGGAGAAAUCGUGGCUCCCGUGCGUCUUACCCUGGAAGCUGCAUGUGUUGUGCAGCAGCCCGAGGUAUGACAACGUUCUCAUCUACCCUUACGAAUAUUUUAGUGUGCUCACAUUGCUUGAAUGGAUGCCAUUCAUGCCACUUGUUUCCCCCCUCAGACUCUGAGAGAUACCUCAUACCAUAGCUGAGCGCAUAUGUGUAUAGUCCCAAAAAGUGGAUUAUUUAAUAAAUAUUUAUAACCUGACAGCAGCUGCACAGUGGUUUCUACCAGCUCAUUUAGAAGUUCCACUCUUCACGUGUGAUUAAUGGACACAUUGCUGAGAUUAAACCACACACCUGGCAAAUUACUGCUCGGAAGUGGUUUAUGGGAUAAGAUCAGGUCACAUAAAUCAUCAUGGGAGACUGAGGAAUCCGGAUUGUGGAAUCAUUGCAUCGUUCCAAUUUUGUAUCAUAUUUGACUUCUCCCUUUGUUUCCGCCAUUAUCUCCCGUCCUCUCUGCCACCUUUUAUCAGGAUUAUAGUUGAUCCAGCGCAGAAUAGUAUCACACCUAGGACUAAGGAUAACGUCUAACCGGACCUUAGAAUGGCCGGACUUAACGUACCUGAGAAUAAUAAAAAUACUAGCCGAGGUCAGGGACACAGAAUGAGACACAACGAUGAGGAAAGCUGGAAGUCAAGGAUACCAGAAAUCAGGAAUUUAAAACCAAGUCAAAUACCAGAAAAACGCAAUCAGGAACACUCUGAUAACCAGCUAGUGGAAACCACGACAGGGCACUGAAAAAAGGUAAUUUGUGUUUAAAUAACCCUCCUGAGGCUGUAAUUGGCUGUCUCUGACCUCUGACCCCAAAACGUGCGUGUCUAUGACGUGACAUAGUACGCACAUUGGUGCCAUCUUUGAUGUGGGCGAAGGUAAGUUUCCUAUAAAAAUCCGAACUGCAGCGGCUGGCUUUUCUAGGAAAGUCGCACCAGUUAGGUACUGGAACGGAGGGAGACCGGGCAGUUGUACCCGCCGGGUAAGUCAGAAAUAUCUCUGUCAGUGUGGCUGCUUAUUUUUUGUGCUACCACGCCGACAGGGGAGCCGUGACACCGUUAUACCAAAAGUUUAACCUUAAUUAACCUCUGCACUUUUUUGUUUGCUAGUGUUUCUCAUGACCUUCUCAUAGAUUUUCUCUGUCUCUUAAUACUAUGCCAAGAGGAGAAGACAAUAGCAUUGAUAUUUUAGGACAAUGCUAAUCAAUGGUGCUACUGGUUUUGGUAGUACAAAAAAAGCUUCGGAUUUUAAUAUAAAUUAUAUCAGGGAGUUUAAAAUAAGCCCUUCAUGCCACCAUGAGUGUGAUAUCUUUCUGCCCUUACAUUAACUGCUCGUGUCCCACCACUGUUGAAACAUCUUCAAACCUCAUCCACUUAAUUGAUCUACAAGUAUGAGAUACUUUACCAAAGUAUCAAGAGUAGAACAUCUUCAGAUAGAGCCGUCAUGUUGCUCCUUCUGUGUGUGAUGUCUUUAUACCUUUGCAUUAUCCACUUGCUACUCAACAAGUGUUGGUUAUCUUUGAGCACUAUCCAUCAUAUCUGCCCACGAUUUGUUAUCAUUCCUAAUUGAGUUUAACAUGUUCCCACAUUCUGUCAUCUCUCCAUUAUUCUCUACAGUACCACCUGAAUCCUAUUCCCAUAUCUUCCCCAUGUCUCAUCAUCUUCCACAACAUGUGAAACUAUUUUUCCUCUUCCUCAGUUCAGGAAUUUUAAGAUCAUCUACCGACGAUAUGCCGGGCUGUACUUCUGUAUCUGUGUGGAUGUGACGGAUAAUAACCUGGCUUACCUAGAGGCUAUCCACAACUUUGUAGAGGUAAGAACAGGGUUUUAUUCUAGAACAGACGUAUUGGGGACUAAGGACAUAGAAAGAAGACGGGAGGUGGGGGGAUUGUAGACAGAACAAAUAUACCGUAGGUUACAGUAUACAGUCAGCAGUAAAUAGGAUACUGUACGCUAGGGAGCAAAUGGCAGGAGGAGAUAGGGGAAGAAACAUGGGAAGUGUUGGGGGACUGAAUGUUGGGGUGCUGUACGGAGAGUGAAUAUAAAGAUAAUGCAGCUUAGAUGGACAGAAAAAGAAACUCUUUUUUGAAAUUGUAUUUAUUCAUUUUUAUUCUUACCAUGCAUAUUUGUCUCUCCUUAGGUAUUAAAUGAAUAUUUCCACAAUGUAUGCGAGUUAGAUCUGGUGUUUAAUUUCUAUAAGGUAAGAAUAUUGCCCUUAACUACCUUCAUCCUGUCCAUUUGUCAGUUCCCUUUUGUCCUUAUAAACUCCUGAUUUCAUUUCCUCCCUCUUUCUCUGCCCAUAUUACCUGCGGUAUAUUACCUAAUUAUUCCUUUUUACUGCCCUAUCCAUACUCUCUCUUUUUCAGGUUUAUACAGUGGUAGACGAGAUGUUUCUAGCUGGUGAAAUUCGAGAAACCAGUCAGACAAAAGUCCUGAAACAACUGCUGAUGUUACAGUCCCUGGAAUAAGAUGGACUCUUGUCAAUGCUGUGCCCUGUGUACAUAGAUCUAUAUGGCAUCCAUUAUAUCACUACAUUCCUAUCCAGAAAGAGCAGUCUCUCUCUCUCUCUCUCUCUCUCUCUGCAAUUAUAACCCCUUGUAUCCAGAGCUGUCUUUAUUUUAUCCUCUCUACCAAACAUCGAGGUAUAAGUAUUCCGCCCGAUUCUGUAUCAGUCAUGUCCUUCCUAACCUGUCCGCCCAUGACUAUAUAAUGCCCCAUUCUGUCCCUCUCUCUAUCUGCUCCUCUCCCCUUCCUUGCCUCUCCCGCUCUGGGCCAAUCAUGUUCUACCAUCUUUUUUGUAUACCUUAGUUGUGAUACAAUAAAUCGUUAAUGUGUGAACUCGACAACAUGGUAAAAUCUUUUGGUUGCUGAAUUUUGGAGGAAUGAGAGAGUACUUGGG